Messenger RNA from Lachancea nothofagi CBS 11611, 1074 nucleotides. The record is from the annotation of a GenBank genome assembly. Lineage: Eukaryota; Fungi; Ascomycota; Saccharomycetes; Saccharomycetales; Saccharomycetaceae.
AUGAGUCUCGAUUCCCUGCCCGCGAACCAUUUUAGAAACCGCCGCACAUGGAUGCUUCACAUGUGUGCCAGGGGUCCACUUUUUUAUGCAUGGAUAUUGACCUUUACCAUACUUGCAUUCACCUAUUUCGCCUAUUGGGAUGUAUUACAAUCUCACUCCUCAUUCAUCUAUGGUAAGAUAGUUUUUGUCGAGCUAUUUAUGUGCUUGUUGCCCGUCAUGUUCAUAGCUAAAAAGUAUAGUGCGCUUUUGAAGGUAAGGUCUUUUAUGGCACAGGAAGUUAUUGAGAGAAAGCCAAGCGCUCGCUUCGAGGACUGGGAUAUAGUAGCGCUUCACACCAAUGCUUACUUACACGAAAAGGGCUUAUGGCCCACUGCCUUCUGUAUCUUCAACGGAGAGGAAUGUUUUGAAUUUUUUAGGCGUUGUCUUCGCCCUCAAAAUGUGUCAGAGGUACUAGAUGACGAAGAUAGCCGUAGAUUUCAAAAUGCUUUUCGUGUCUACGAAACUAGCCUCGAAGACUACUGGAACUCGGACGAGAAUUUCGUGGCCCUGGCUAAUGAUGAAUACGAACAAAAACUACCCAGAGAGCUAUACCGAUGUCGCUUCACGUGGAAUUUAAGUACUCUAAGAAGAAAUAUGUCUUCUUGGUUCAUGCUUAUUCCAUUUCUUGUGAGCCUCAGGUUGGGGACGGAUGCCCUACUAGGAUGUUUGGUUGGGGCUGCUUUUUCGCUGCCAAUAUUGUUUUUCGUUAUGGAUACCAUCAAAAGGAAUACACCUAGUAAGGUCCUACAAGUGUUAACAUUUUUGAGAAUGAAAGCACGUCUUGAACCAGAAAACGAGGUUGAGAAGUGGGAUGACAUUGCAAGAUUCAUGAAUAAUUACUUAUUCAGAGAGAGAGUUUGGCAAGACCGUGAAUACUUCUACGAUGGAAAUGACUGUCGUGAAAGGUUCAAAUCAAUAUUGACAAGCAUUCUAUCAGUUCAAAACUUGCAAAAGAGACUUUUGCCCCCCGAACUAAUUCCGUUCGCAAAAUUAAGCAAUGCAGGUUUUGAACGUGAUGGCGAAAGCCUAGUUUAG